CCGCCGGCACCAUGGAGGCCGCUGGGCGCUGGGCGCGGGCGCUGCUCUGGGGCUCGCUGCCGGUGGCGCUGGGGCUGCUCCUGUGGGGGGCGGUGGCGGCGGGCGAGGACCGGCGCCGGGAGACCCUGAAGGCCCUGCCCGAGGCGAGCCCGGAGCUGCUGCAGCAGCGGCGCCGCCUCACGGAGCUGGCGCUGGCGGCGCUGCGGGAAGCGGCGGAGACGGACGAGAACGUGGCUCGGCGCCCGGUGCCCUGGCGGAAGUGAGGCCGCGGCCGGGGCGUGGCCGCGUGGGGCGUGGUCAUCCUGGUGGACCCGGUGGGGAAGCAGAAGCGGAAGGAGCCCGACCCCCGGCUGACCUCUGACCCCUGACCCCAAUAAAGGCACCCGUUGACCUCUG
Oxyura jamaicensis (ruddy duck) is the source of this 396-nucleotide messenger RNA. RefSeq names its product ubiquinol-cytochrome-c reductase complex assembly factor 3-like. NCBI's taxonomy places the organism in Eukaryota, Metazoa, Chordata, Aves, Anseriformes, Anatidae. The transcript has 3 exons. Bases 12 to 263 code for a protein of 83 amino acids. The record is from RefSeq and is a predicted model, not a curated record. Gene Ontology annotation, biological process: mitochondrial respiratory chain complex III assembly.